GUGGGUAGACAGCCACUUUGGGCUGGACGUUGGGAGAAAGGGUGGGUUGUGUCGAGGUGCUUUUAAGCUGCCCGGAAAGGUGUGGCGGAGUGUGCGGCUCUCCUGCUCUGGCGCCUAACGGUAUUAACCACAACUCUAGGACCCCAAGCCUGAGACAAUGGUGUGCAUUCCUUGUAUUGUCAUUCCGGUUCUGCUCUGGGUCUACAAAAAAUUCCUGGAACCAUAUAUCUACCCUCUGAUUUCACCUUUUGUUAGUCGGAUGUGGCCUAAAAAAGCUAUACCAGAAUCCAAUGAUAAAAACAAAGGCAAAGGUGACUGUAAGGAUGCAGACAUAAAUGGAUUAACAACCAGAGGAACAGCAGAAAUAUCUGAUAAAAAAAAAAAACACUGAAGGGACAUUCCCUGUGAUCUCAUUGUUUUGAAAAUGGACCUGAUGAUAUGCAGCACCCUC
Messenger RNA from Erinaceus europaeus (western European hedgehog), 451 nucleotides. RefSeq names its product UPF0729 protein C18orf32 homolog. Lineage: Eukaryota; Metazoa; Chordata; Mammalia; Eulipotyphla; Erinaceidae. The transcript has a single exon. Bases 158 to 391 code for a protein of 77 amino acids. Gene Ontology annotation, biological process: positive regulation of canonical NF-kappaB signal transduction. The record is from RefSeq and is a predicted model, not a curated record.